AUGGAAGAAGGUGCUCGUCUGUCCCCCGAGGUGGAGCGUUUGGACCACGUCCCACCUUUGGGGGGCGGUGCUACAGGUCUGCUCACAAAAAACGAUGGGCUGGAGGACCCGGAGUCCAGGGUCGAAGCUCCUCCUCGGGGAGCCAAGGGCCGUGCCGACUCGGGGGACCGCGGUCCGAGGAGCGCGCAGAAGGCCGGAGCGGACCAGAGGGAGCAGGCGGCCGCCCAGGGCCACAUCCAGGCCUCAUGGCUGCGGAAGGAGCUGAGCCGCCUGGACAAGCUGCGCGCAGACCAAGAGCUCUUCAUUCAGAAGACGAGAGAGGAGCUGCAUGCGUGCUGCCAGCGGAUGGACGCCAUCGCCAAGCAGCAGGAGCACGUGGCCGCCGAGGCAGCUGCAGAGAGAGAGGCCAACAACACGGCCGCCGCGGGCCGCCUCCAGGCUGUGUCCCGACGCCUGUGCACCGAGCUGCAGGACGAGAGGGACCUGCAGUCGAAAAUCCGGGCCGUGCUGAGGGAGAGCGAGAGCGCCCUGUGGCACAUCGAGAUCCAGGAGGGCCAGCUGGAGGCGGCGCGCACGUGUGCCCUUGAGGAGGCGGAGGCCGCCUGGAGGCGCCGGCAGGUGCAGGCGGCCGAGCGGCUGCGCAAGGAGGCGGACGCGCAGGGGAGGGCGGAGAGGAACCGGCUGCUGAGGACCAGGCACGCGCUGCGCCUGCGGAAGGAGCACGGGCUCCGGCACCAGAAGCUGCAGGAAGACGCCAGGAAGAGCCACAGGACCGCGGUGCAGUUCCUGAAGGCCUCCCUGGGCAGGGUGCGGGAGCAGGAGCGGGAGCAGGAGCUGCAGGCCCGCGAGCACCUGAGGCGGCGCAUGGACGCCGUGCUGGCCCUGAAGAACAGCAUCGCCGCCAACCGGGAAACCCUCCGGAAGUUCCAGGCGUGGGGCCAGGCCAAGGCAGUGCUGGCCGAGCAAAAGGCCCAGGCUGAGAAGCAGGCGAUUCUGGCCCAAGGCGGGGACGCUUUCAAGCGCCUUCUCCAUCAACACCGGCGCCAGGAGCUGGAGGCCCAGAGCCGCGCCUUUGAGGAGCAGCAGAAGCUCAGGAAGCAGGAGAUCGUGAGCCGGAUUUUGAAGGAGGCGGCCGAGGAGGACAGGAAGGGGAGGCCGCGCUCUCCACCCAAAGCCGCCGCCCGGCCAGCGCUGAGAGACAGGACCUGGGACUACCUGGCCGACCUCAGCGAGGGGAGGGCUCCCGCAGCUCCCUGCUGCCCCGUGAGCCAGCCCCGCGUGCGCCUGCCCAGCCGGAAGGGUGCCGUCGCUCCGGGGCCCGGACUCUCAGGGCUGGUGGAAGGCGUCUCCAGCGGAUCCUUCCACGGGGACCCCAGGGGCGCCGGCCAGGAGGACAAAACACUGGCUGAGCCGGAGAUCCCCGGGCUCUGGAACGAGGACUACGAGUUGCACCAGGUGCCGGAGGAGGGCGUGGACCGGAAGCCCGUGGGGGGGACCAAGAUGGACAAGGACAUCCUGGCCCGCACCAUGGCGCGGCUGCGAAGCGGGGUGACCCACAAGCAGGUGGUGUCGGGGCGCGAGUUCAAAGGCUGCCCCUUCAACAGCAAGCCCAAGGUCAUCCACUUCAAGGACUUCGACGUUGGCAAAGUGUACAAGAAGAAGAUGACGCUGACCAACGCCACCUACACCAUCAACUACUGCCGGCUGGAGGGCGUGGACGAGCACCUCAGGGACUUCAUCCACAUCGACUUUGACCCUCCCGGUCCCAUGUCAGCCGGUAUGUCCUGCGAAGUGCUCGUCACCUUCAAGCCCAUGAUCAACAGAGACCUGGAAGGAAGUAUUUCGUUCCGGGCUCAGACUGGCAGGUUCGCUGUCCCGCUGAAGUGCUCCAUCAAGCAGUGCUCGCUGUCCCUGGACAAGGAGCUCAUCGACUUCGGCAGCUACGUGGUGGGGGAGACCGCGUCCCGGUCCGUCACGCUGACCAACACCGGGGGCUUGGGCACCAGGUUCAGGGUCCUCCCGGCCUCCGAGUCCUGCGAGAUAGACAUCUCCCCGUCGGUCCUGAAGCUCAGCAGCAUCUUCACGGACGAAGACAAAUUUUGUGAGAAAGGCACCUCCAGUGUCUGGGAGCAGCAGUUGGAAGUCAUGUCCUCCCAGUGGGACGUGCUCAGCCAGAAAGAGCCAGACCAGGGGCGCCCGAGGGAAGAAGACGAGGGGCGCCCCGCAGAGUCAGAGGGAGUGGCGGCCAUCACGUUCUCCAACGGUGAACAGGGGGAGAUCUCGCUGGGGGACGUCACCGAGGGCGAGAUCGGCCCCUUCAGCUCCGUCAAAGUGCCCAUCACCUUCUCCCCAGUCACCCCUGGAGCCGUCCAGGCCAAGUUCAAGGUCAUGUUCAAGAACCGGCAGUGCCCAACGUUGCAUUUCGAAGUCAUCGGCGUUGCGAUCGACGUGCCGGUCUGGGUGCCGAAGCCUGAUGUGGACCUGAAGAUAUGCAUGUACGACCGGCUGUACCAGGACUCCAUCCUCGUGCACACGCGGUCGAAAGCAGCCCUUCGCCUGAAGUUCGAGGUGUGCAAGGAGCUCAGGGGCCACAUGGAGCUGCUGCCAGAGACGGGCUACAUCCAGGCCCUGUCGUCCUUCUCGGUGCAGCUGAAGUUCCUGCCGCGACACUCCCUCCCCGAGGACGCGGGCCAGUAUUUUGACAAAGAGAGCAGAGUCCUGGAAGCCCCAAUGGUCAUACGGGUAGCCGACCAGAUCAGACCAGUGGAGUUCACCGUCCACGCCAUAGUCACCACCUCGGACUUGGAGCUGAGCCCCUCGGAGGUGGACUUCGGCUACUGCACCGUCUAUGAAGCUGUCAGGGCGCCCAUCAGCCUCUACAACCACUCCCUCCUGCCCCAGGAGUUUGGGUUCGUCGGCCUCCCCAAGUGUGUGGACAUCCAGCCCAACGACGGGUUUGGGACCAUCCUGCCGCUGGAGACGCUGGAGUUCGACCUGAUCUUCCAGCCCACCCGGGCCAAGGCCUACAGCUUCGAGCUCGUCUGCAAGUCCGAGAUCAACCGGCGCUUCAAGCUGACGUGCCGGGCCGUGGGCGUCCAGCCGCCCCUGCAGCUGUCCCACCACCAGGUCAAGUUCGCAGCCACCUCCUUGUACGACACGUCCGUGGCCACCCUGUACGUCACCAACCCGCACCCGGGCGCGAACUCGCGGACACACCCUGCGCCCGGGGCGGGCUCCGGGGACGCCCGUCCCACGGGGCCCACGUCCUUCGAGUUCCUGCUGCCCCCGGGCUCGCCGAUCACCAUCUCGCCCUCCGUGGGGACCGUGCUGCCGGGGAAGAGGUGCCUGGUCCAGGUGGCCUUCCGGCCCGUGCUGUCCAGCGAGCUGAUCCGCCAGCACGCCAUCCAGGCCCUGACCAAAGACGGGGAGAUCAAGCUGCUCCGCAAGGACACGGCCACCCCAAGGAGGGACCUACGGAGACAGUCCCUGGCGGUGCAGCGGGGGCAGUACCGAGACCGGCUCUUCCGGGCCUCCACCUCCCUCGCCCUGGAGCUGCAGAAGCAGGACCUCAAGUUCAGGUGGGCGCCAAGGAGGCUGCCAAGGAGUUACGAGUACGAGGUGGCCCGGGCCGCCCUGACCAGAUCGUUCCAGGGGCAGUUUGACAAGUUUGUGGUGCCCUGUGUCGUUGCCAGCGGCGACGUCCAAGACAGGAAGGGGUCGGAGCCCCUGAGCUUCAGUCCCCACAACACCCUCUACUUGGAGCUGUGGUGUCCAGCAGUGGCGCCGUCCAUCAUAGUGACCUCUGACAAGGGCAAGACCGUCUCCAACUUCGGAGAAGUCGCUGUGGGACACCGAGGCAUAAAGAAGGUUUCCAUCCAGAACAUCACCUCCGAGGACCUGGCCAUGGACUUCUCUGUGCUGAACCCCAAUGGCCCCUUCGUCCUGCUGAACCCCAUCAGCAGGCUGCCCGCGGGGGAGACCCACGUGCUGGUGCUGUCCUUCUCUCCCCGGGAGAGCAUGCUGGCCCAAGAAACACUGGACAUCAUCACCAAGAGAGGCACGCUCUCCCUGACCCUCAUGGGCACCGGCGUGGCCUCCAUGAUCACGUGCUCCAUCCAAGGGGACGUGCUCCACAUGGGCUACGUGAUCGCCAGGGAGUCUGUCUCCUCCACCUUCCAGCUGCAGAACAACUCCUCGCUGCCCAUCAAGUUCUCCAUGCGGCUGGACAGCCUCUCCAGCACCCGGCACGAGGACCGGCAGCAGCUGCCGAGGUUCCUCACCUCGGCAACCCAGCGGACAGACGUCGUGGGCACGCAGAACCACAGCGGCCAGAGCGUCUUCAGCGUGGUCCCGGUGGAGGGCAUCUUGGACCCUGGCGCGGUGCAGGACUUCACCGUGACUUUCAGCCCGGACCACGAGAGCCUGUACUUCUCCGACCGGCUGCAGGUCGUCCUCUUCGAGAAGAAAGUCUCCCAGCAGAUCCUCCUGAAGGGCGCGGCCCGCGAGCACAUGAUGUUCGUGGAGGGCGGAGACCCCCUGGACGUGCCCGUGGAGUCCUUGACCGGGAUCCCCGCCUGGGACCCAGAGCGCAGAGAGGGUGAACCCCAGCCAGGCCCUACUUCGCCAGAAGCAGAGGAGCCGAAGCCUAUCCUGGUGACCCUGGACCACCUUCAGCUGGACGCGGACACGCCAGCCCCACCUGCCACCCGUGAGCUGCAGGUGGGCUGCAUCCGGACCACCCAGCUCUCCCCAAAGAAGACCGUCGAGUUCAGCCUGGACAGCGUUGCGGCCCUGCAGCACAAGGGCUUCACCCUCGACCCCCCCAGGGGGACCGUGGAGCGCGGCCAGACCAAGACCAUCAGCAUCUCCUGGGUGCCGCCCGCCGACUUUGACCCGGACCGCCCGCUCCUGGUGUCCGCCCUGCUGCAGCUCAGGGGGGACGUGAAGGAGACCUACAAGGUCUUCUUCAUAGCCCAGGUGCUGACCGGCCCCUGA
Pteronotus mesoamericanus is the source of this 4995-nucleotide messenger RNA. RefSeq names its product cilia and flagella associated protein 74 (gene CFAP74). Lineage: Eukaryota; Metazoa; Chordata; Mammalia; Chiroptera; Mormoopidae. The transcript has 38 exons. The coding region runs from base 1 to 4995 and encodes 1664 amino acids. The record is from RefSeq and is a predicted model, not a curated record.